GGGAGAGCGCUUUCGCACGGCACACACACAUAACAACAGCCACGCAUUUACAGCCAAUAACUGCACCCACUUCAACUUACAGUCCACAGUUUCUUGCAAGACUGCAUACGGAAACCCCUUCAACACACAUUCUACUAAGAAGCUCAAAAGCGCAACCGUCGAAUAUAUAUGUCUGCUCCACCCGCCCCUGCGCCUCAGUUUAAGCUCAAGCAGCGCAAGCGAGAAGCUGUAACAAAACAUGAACCAGAGGCCUUCCGUGACGCCCUGCUGAAGAUUAUCCCCGAGAACGCGGACGAAAUCGAGAAAUACGCCUCGCUUCUAGAGUUGAAUGAAUCGAAGCUGGACUACAAGCGCUACGGCGAAUCCUUCUUUGAGUUUCUGAUCGUCGGUGGAUUGAUUGCCCCCGGUGGAGUUAUCGAAGAUGGACCCCGUAAGAACCCUUUCAGCAUCUUUGCGGCCGAAGACUCGAAGGAGGCUGUCAGGGCUAGGGUCGAUAUUAUGAACCGGCUGAUCCGCCGAUACAAGUAUCUCGAAAGGCGCCUCGAAGAAUGCAUGUCCCAUCUAUUGCAGUACGUCAACAAGUUCGGCGACAACACGAACAAGCUGGCCCGUGCUACUGGCCGGUUGAUUAGCAUGCAGUUGCUGUCCAUUUCCGUUCUGGGCAACAUGAUGAAGGAGCAUCUCGUGAAGGAUGGGGCCGCCCUGCAGUUCGUCACCGGCGUCUUCCGCAGCUACCUCGAAGACCACACCAUCGACCAGCUCAGCAUGGCCAUCAAGAAGGGUGGACUGGACACCAAGCUUCUCGAGUUCUUUCCCCCGGGCAAGCGCGAGGCGGAAUACGUCGCCCGCCACUUUGAGACGGAGGGCCUCAAGCCUCUGGUCGAGUACUUCAAUAAGAAACAGCAGAGCGUCGUCAAGGAACAGGUCAAGGAGCGUUUGUUCCAGAUCUUUGUGGAGGGGACCCCUCAAGAGGCUGCCACGUACAUCAAGCAGCAAAUGUCCGCCAACAGCUGGACGGAAGGUGAUGUCGUCCCGAUCAUCUGGGAAGCUUUGAUCUCUUCCACCGAAUGGUCCACUCGCCCCGAACAGCUCGAGGGUCAGAUCAAGAGCAUCCUGAAGACCUGGGGCAAAGUCCUCGCGGUCUUCUGCACCUCCGCCAAAACCGAGCUCUCGCUCAUCCUCCUCGCCCAGCAGCUCGCCUACCAAGACGGCCGCUUCCAGAAGCACUUCCGGUCCAUCAUCAAGGGCCUGUACGACGAGGACGCCGUCUCCGAGAGUGCGAUUGUUUAUUGGUACGAGAAAGGCGCUGGCGCGCAGGGAAAGACGCUGUUUGUGAAGCAAAUGGAGCCUUUCGUGGCUUGGUUGAAGAGUCAGGAGGAUGAGGAGGAGGAGGGGGAGGAGGAUGAUGAGUAGAUGGAGGAGGUGUGUGAGGGGUGGAUAUGAGCGAUUCACUCUUUGCUUUCCUUCGUUGAACACGCGGCGUGAGGGGAUAUGUGGAUUGGAAAGUCGCUGUACACUAUGCGCGUACAAUGUGAGCUUGUCCAUCACAACUCCGAGCAAUCUGAACAUCCGCUCUAGAGGUGUGGUACACGAAUCCCCCCCAUCCCCAACUGGUAUCUUCCACAUUGUAUGUCAUUGGCGCUUUUACCUUUUAUAUAUG
This is a messenger RNA of Fimicolochytrium jonesii, 1660 nucleotides long. Its product is annotated as armadillo-type protein. Bases 169 to 1413 code for a protein of 414 amino acids. Lineage: Eukaryota; Fungi; Chytridiomycota; Chytridiomycetes; Spizellomycetales; Powellomycetaceae. Gene Ontology annotation, molecular function: protein binding. The transcript has 7 exons. The record is from RefSeq and is a predicted model, not a curated record. Gene Ontology annotation, cellular component: membrane; cytoplasm.